Molecule: messenger RNA, 1256 nt
Organism: Dictyostelium purpureum
Lineage: Eukaryota; Evosea; Eumycetozoa; Dictyosteliales; Dictyosteliaceae
Exons: 2
Coding region: 16-1137 (373 amino acids)
Biological process (GO): chitin catabolic process; carbohydrate metabolic process
Cellular component (GO): extracellular region
Molecular function (GO): chitin binding; chitinase activity
Source: RefSeq, a predicted model, not a curated record
CCACACAUAAAAAAAAUGAAAUAUUUUUUUAUUAUUUUUAUUAUAUUUUUAUAUAUAAAUAAAAUCACUUGUAUUAAUAAUAAACCCUGUCCAUGUUCAAAUCAAAAAUUGUGCGAACCAGUAUCAGUAGGUUAUAGAAAAGAGUUUUUGGGUUUUUCAGUAAAUAAUACACACUACCCAUAUUAUGAUUGGGAUAUAUUAACAACAAUAGGUGUUUUUUAUGAUGAACCAAUAGAAGAUGAAUUACUUUGUUUAGCACACAGCAAAGAUGUUAGAUUAGUAUACUCUGCAUAUUAUCCAGUAGAUCAAUUAGGUAACUACACACAGAGAACUGAAUGGAUCAAUGAAAAAGUAGAACAAGUGGUUAGUACAUAUGCAGAUGGUGUAAACUUUGACGUAGAAGAUCCAAUAACAAAUGCAACAAUUGCUCAAUGGUAUACAGAAUUAGUAGAUGAAACCAAUAAAGCUUUUAAGAGUAUAAAUCCAUACUAUAGUGUAACCGUAGAUAUUGCAUGGUCUCCAAACUGUAUUGAUGAUAGAUGCUAUGACUAUGUUGGUUUAUCAAAGGUAAGUGACUAUAUGGUUGUUAUGGAUUACGACCUAAGAUCAAGAGUUUAUGGUGUCUCUGUCUGUACAGCUAGUGCCAAUUCACCACCAGAAUUAAUCAUUGAGGGUUUAUUAAACUUUACUAAGCUCGGAAUAUCUCCAGACGUAUUGGUUAUGGGUUUACCAUUUUAUGGAUAUAAUUACAGCUGCAUAAAUUCAAACAGUACCUUUGACUCGAAAGAAUGUGUUAUACCAGCAGGUUCCUAUCUUGGUUGUAAUUGCACUGAUGCUGUUGGUAAUGAAGUUAACUAUGAUUUGAUUAUGGAUAUGCUUCAAGAUGAUUCAAUUAAAAAGAGUCCAUUAGGAUGGGAUCGUGAUUUACAAUCUCCAUUCUUUAAUUUUAUUGAUCCAUCUACAAAUUCAAAACAUCAAAUGUGGUUUGAUAAUCCAGAGUCAUUAGAAUAUAAAGUUAAAAUGGCUAGAAAAUAUGAAUUAAGGGGUGUUUCUGUAUGGAACAUUGAUCAACUAAAUACCCACAACCAAAAACAAUCAGAUCCAAUGUGGGAAUCUCUUGGUAUAUUUUUUAAAUAAAUUAUUUAAACAAUAAAAAUAAAAAAAAUAAAAAAUAAAAAAUAAAAAAAUAAUUAAUAAAAAAAAAAAACAUUAUAUAAUGUAAUGUAGUUUAUUAUUUGUUUGUUUUGGGAUUUUAG